Dothidotthia symphoricarpi CBS 119687 is the source of this 1701-nucleotide messenger RNA. RefSeq lists its product as uncharacterized. The transcript has 7 exons. NCBI's taxonomy places the organism in Eukaryota, Fungi, Ascomycota, Dothideomycetes, Pleosporales, Dothidotthiaceae. Gene Ontology annotation, biological process: autophagosome assembly. The record is from RefSeq and is a predicted model, not a curated record. Bases 230 to 1495 code for a protein of 421 amino acids. Gene Ontology annotation, cellular component: phagophore assembly site.
CGUUCCUGUCCAAAGCGUAGAUUUGCCUAUCCAUUUCCGAGCAUACCACAACUUCAGGACUAUCAUCUAUUUCAUCAUCCUACCUUGUUACUCCGAGUUGUCGCCUAACUUUCACGACGUGAGGUCUGCGUAGAUCGCUUCACGCCAGGCUGAGGCUAGGCCCAAACUCUCCCUUCAUUCGCGCUCCGUUCAUCGUCUUACCUCUCGCUGUAAAUGUUUCCAUCCCAAAAUGACUGCACCUCAGUUCACAGUCUUGAUCAGACUCCCUUUCGUUCGGGGCAGUUUUGUUGAUCCGCCACAGGCGCAAUGGGAUGCCGAGAAAGACCGCCAGCUAUGGAAAGUCAUAUCCAAAACCUCAAAGACUAGCGAUCUCAACUGGGUCGAAUUGGCAAUUAAGUUUCGCGUUCCUCCCACGUUUCUCUUACAGCAGGCAGCAUGGCUGUAUGAGCGACAUCUGCAACAUGUACGGGACCAGAUGAAGAAAGUCACCGUUCCAGCUGCGGUGGCUGCUGCUUCCCCUAGCGGCAGCAACUUCAAUCCUCUCAGUGGGGUUGCGAUGCAGAGAACUGGGAGUGGUGGCUCGGAAGCUCCGAGGACUCCAAGGACAGUACCUGCGCUACCCGUGCAACAGUGGGAUAGUCCAAACAUUCGAGGGGGCGACACAAUAACCGCUGGUCCUUUACUCUCACGGACACCAUCUACAACCACACUAACUCAAUCCCGAGCAUACGCCCAGCAAGUGCCUAAGCGGAUUCCAUCCACGCUUUCAGCCCAGCGGUCAAACAGCCGGAGAUCAGAAGAUCAAACAAGCAUGGCUCCCAGCGACCCACACGAUUCGGUGAACUCUCCAAGUGUAUUAGAUUCAUCUUCGUCAGGCUCGUCUUCCCUAUCAGACACGAACCACCCAGCCCAUCGAAGUCAACUGUUCAAGCGCCCGCCACGCUUCCGGCAACAGCGCCCGCAGGACCUGGCAACAUUCGAAGAAGGCGACGGUACGCAGGAGGCAGAGCACUCCGGUUCGCAUGGCCACUUACCCCUGCCCUUCGCAUCCGCAGCGAGGCGCCAAAACGAGAGGGAGGCAUACACGCAAGACAUGCCUUUCCGCGCAAGCACCAGACGUGAACAGAAAGCCCCUCAAACCGAUGGCGCGAGCAAUCCCACACCUACCAGGCACUUGCAGCAAGAUGAUCAGCAGUCGCAGGCAUCGACCGAGACGGCAUCGUCGAUAACGAGCUUUGCUGACGAUGCAGCGAAACUCGCACCGAUUAGCCCCAUGAGUCCGCCUGCGAACCACCGCGCGGAGCUGGCGAGACUGGGCAGUCCGAGGGCUAUGGGAUUGAGGAAGGAGGGUAGUGAGGGCACGCCGAGUAUGGGCAGCAGUUUUAGUGAUAUUGAUGAUGCGGGGAUUAGCCAGUCGGCGUUGGAGGAGGCACUGCUGAGCAACAUGCAGCAUGGCAAGAUGAGCACGUUCAGUCGGAUGUCGCGAUAUCUUUGAGUAUGCAUCUUUCGGGUAGUGUCACAUAACUGGGUUGGUUAUAUCGGAGUAAUCUCGCAGGUUGAGGAUUUCAGGUUGGAUAGAAAGGUCAUUUCACUCCCCUCAAGCUGCUUUCACUUAUUACAUCACUUCACCUACUCAGUAGGCUGUAGUUAGUCUUGGCGUUAUCAUCUGCUUCUCUCAAACUCGCACAUUUCUUCCCUUUU